Messenger RNA from Cydia pomonella (codling moth), 2455 nucleotides. RefSeq names its product heterogeneous nuclear ribonucleoprotein A1, A2/B1 homolog. The transcript has 7 exons. Bases 187 to 1179 code for a protein of 330 amino acids. Lineage: Eukaryota; Metazoa; Arthropoda; Insecta; Lepidoptera; Tortricidae. The record is from RefSeq and is a predicted model, not a curated record. Gene Ontology annotation, molecular function: RNA binding.
AAACGUAGAAAAAUAAAUGAAUGACGUUACAAUUUGUUGUCAUCGUUCGUUAUCAAGUUUUACGUUUUCCUUUAAUUUAGUCGGUUAUAAUUAUAAAAUUUCUCACUUAUCAAAGAGAGAAUUGUACUCAACAUUUUCACGAACUUGUUUAUUUUCAUAACACAGACCGACACCCUUUAGAUCAAUAUGAAGCCUAAUGGAGGUGGUGAUGAGUUCGAAGAACCAGAACAUAUGCGCAAACUGUUUAUCGGUGGAUUAGACUACCGAACAACCGACACGUCUUUGAAGGAAUUUUACGAGCAAUGGGGCGAAAUUGUAGACGUGGUGGUCAUGAAAGAUCCACAAACAAAACGAUCAAGAGGGUUCGGCUUCAUUACUUAUUCUCAAGCUUCAAUGGUUGACGAAGCACAGAGCAAUCGACCGCAUAAAAUUGAUGGCAGGAUUGUGGAACCCAAACGGGCCGUGCCAAGGGAAGAAAUUAAGAGGCCUGAUGCAAGUGCUACAGUUAAAAAGCUGUUUGUUGGGGGCCUGAAGCAAGAUAUUGAAGAGGAGGACCUAAAGGAAUACUUUAGCCCUUAUGGAAACAUUGUGUCUGUUAGUUUAGUUACUGAAAAAGACACUGGCAAGAAGAGAGGCUUUGGUUUCAUUGAGUUUGACGACUAUGAUCCCGUUGAUAGGAUAUGUUUGCAACAGAACCACAAUGUGAAAGGGCGUCAUCUAGAUGUGAAGAAGGCUUUGUCGAAGUCCGAGAUGGCUGGCGGGCCCCAGGGCGGCGGCGGCGCGCGGCGCGGCGGACGCGGAGGCGGCGGCGGCGGCGGCGGCGGCGGCGGCGGCGGCGCGUGGAACCGCGGCAACGACAACCAGGACUGGGGGAAUCAGGGAGGGUAUGGACAAGGAGGAGGAUGGGGUAGCCAGAAUCCGUGGGAGUCCAACAACCAAGGCGGUUGGGGCAACCAGGGCUAUGGAGACCAGGGUGGUUGGGGUCAGCCCCAGAGCUUUGGCGCUGGAUACCAGCAGAACUACUCAGGAGGGCCUAUGAGGGCCAAUUAUAAUACUUCUCGCCCUCAGCCUUAUAAUCAAGGCGGCGGCGCCGGCUACGCGGCGGGCUACAGCAGCGCGGGCGGCGCGGCCGCCGGCGCCGGCGCGGCCGCGGGCGCCGCCAACCAGCGCCGCUUCUAGUCCUCUUGUAUCAAGUUGCGCUUAGUUGAAGCUAGGCAGGCAGAAUGUUAGACGGGAGGUAGGCCAGGCGUCAGCUAGCUAGUGAGGGACAAGCGGACUUUACCAAGUGACUACAAUUACAUAGUCAUUUUACAUUUUUUUCUUCAACUAAGGUUGGUUCACAAUAAGGUACUGUGUAGGCAAUAGAUUCAUUUUUCCUAUUUUUAAGAUUGUAAUAGUGGUUUAGUACUCAAUGUUUUUAUUCUUUUAAUACUAGAAUUGCAACAUACAAGAUUCACUGCAAUACCUGUUUCCUGACACGAGACAUUUUGCUGAGUUGCCUAGAAUCUUCGUCAUAUUAAAUAUUGGCAUUAUCGAAAGUAUUAAAUACAAAUGAUGAGUAAAAUAAUUACAGGUACAGGUGCCCAAAAAUAAAAGAUUGUUUCGUUCGGUCGUUGGUUUCAAAGUUUGGUGUGUCUGGAAAUUGAUAUCAUGAGGAUGUUGUACUUUGCAUUUCCAGUCUUGAGAGAGUGAAAGUCAAAUCACAGUUUUUACAUUUUGACGUGUCACAGUGUCUGUAAUGCACGGAUUUUAGACAGGUAUCUAUCGCACCAGCCGUCCACAUAAGACGUUAAACGCAAGCAGGCGAUUAAGUCUUUUUCAAUUUAUGUAAAAGCUGUGGCUUAAUGCAUUGUUACGUUUCUAGUUCGUAAGUGAGAAAAAAAAAAACAAUUUGAAUUCGACUUAUCAGUGUUUAAUAUAAAGUCGUGGGUUAUAUUUUAAUUUAAAAUUUAACGUUCAGAAUGCUAGGACUAGUUAUAAAUUGACAUUCCAAAGGAUUCUAAACAGUUGCUGAGGUGUAAUUCGUUACAUGUUAUUGAGAAUUCAUGUGAUUAUACUUUAUAUCGCAAUAAACAACUAAUCUGUACGUAAAGUUGUCAAUAUGUAAUUACAUUUUUAUUGGAUAUUGAAAUGAAAUUGUUAUAUAUAUUUAAAAUUACAAGAUUGUUCACAAAUUUCGAUAUGCUAGUCAAAACAGAGACAUUUUCUGGCUAAGUAAAUGUUAUUUACGCGUUUAACCCCAUUUAUAGUUAAGGAUAAUAUGUCUAUUUGUUUUAGUUUGUUUUUCUCAAUUUUACCUACAAUGUUAAUGUAGAUUCCUCUUACAUAUGUCUGUGUGCAAUGUAUUAAAUAAUAACUGUUUUCCAUGGACUCUUCUACAUGCGGACGAGCAUUCCUCGUGGAAAAGGCCAUGGUAAGUUGACUUUUCCCAAAUAAAUAUAUUUCAACAAUUUAA